Pyrus x bretschneideri (Chinese white pear) is the source of this 2815-nucleotide messenger RNA. Its product is annotated as cation/H(+) antiporter 20. Lineage: Eukaryota; Viridiplantae; Streptophyta; Magnoliopsida; Rosales; Rosaceae. Gene Ontology annotation, cellular component: membrane; endomembrane system. Gene Ontology annotation, biological process: proton transmembrane transport; regulation of pH. Gene Ontology annotation, molecular function: antiporter activity. Bases 180 to 2495 code for a protein of 771 amino acids. The transcript is spliced from 4 exons. The record is from RefSeq and is a predicted model, not a curated record.
UAAACUAGUGGGAGAACCAAUUGUCAUUUUUCUCAUUGGAGCCAAUUUUAUUUAUAUUUAGUGAUCAGGUGGUGGGUUUGACUUAAGACCACUUACUACUUUCUUAUAUCUCUAUAAAAUCAUAGCUGCUCAUUUCAGUUCACUUCACUUCAACAUUGUCUCACAUUGCCACCACCAAAAUGGCACUCAAUUUUACCAACAUGAGAACUUCAUCUGAUGGAGCUUGGCAAGGUGAUAAUCCUCUUCACCAUGCCUUCCCAUUAUUAAUAGUUCAAACCCUUCUCAUCCUCUUCGUUAGCCGCUUCCUCGCCUUCCUUCUCAAGCCACUCCGCCAACCUAAAGUCAUUGCUGAGAUAUUAGGUGGGAUUUUGUUGGGACCAUCCGCACUUGGCAGGAAUAAAGAUUUCUUGGAGAUCUUAUUCCCUUCAUGGAGCACUCCCAUACUAGAAUCCGUUGCAAGCAUUGGCCUUCUCUUUUACCUAUUUCUCGUCGGCCUCGAGCUUGAUCUGAUCUCCAUUCGCCGCAGUGGCAGAAGAGCCAUCAGCAUAGCACUCGCAGGCAUUUCCCUCCCUUUCUUCUUCGGAGUUGGUCUCGCAUUCUUUACCCGAAAAGUCAUCCACGGAGAGAACAAGGUCGGUUACCCUCAGCUUCUCGUGUUCACAGGGGUAGCCCUCUCCAUCACCGCUUUCCCUGUCCUCGCUCGCAUCUUAGCGGAGCUCAAACUUCUCACAACUCGUGUCGGUGAAACUGCGAUGGCAGCAGCAGCCUUCAACGAUAUAGCUGCAUGGAUCCUGCUGGCAUUGGCGGUGGCCUUAGCCGGCGGGAGCCACAAAAGCCCCUUAGUGUCCAUUUGGGUUCUCAUUUCCGGCGUUGGUUUUGUUGUUUUUCAGCUAACUUUGGUCCGACCUUUCAUGAACUGGGUUGCCAAACGGUGCUCAUCCGAUCAUGACCUAGUGGAUGAGGCUUACAUCUGCUUAACCCUAGCCGGGGUACUGUUAUCCGGGUUUAUGACAGACAUGAUCGGCAUCCAUGCCAUAUUCGGCGCUUUUGUUUUCGGGUUAACGAUUCCAAAGGGGGGAGAGUUUGCAGCCAGACUGACCAAAAGGAUAGAGGAUUUUGUGUCUGGCUUGCUUCUUCCUCUAUAUUUUGCUUCAAGUGGUUUAAAAACUGAUGUUGCUAAAAUUCAAGGGCUCAGGGCAUGGGGGUUGGUGGCUUUGGUCAUAUCUGUGUCCUGCACUGGCAAGAUUUUGGGUACUUUUCUGGUGGCCAUGUUGUUUAUGAUACCAGUAAGAGAGUCAUUAGCACUGGGAGUCCUCAUGAAUACUAAAGGCUUGGUGGAGCUCAUUGUUCUCAACAUUGGGAAGGAAAAAAAGAUUCUAAACGAUGAGAUGUUUGCUAUUUUGACCCUGAUGGCAGUUUUUACCACCUUCAUGACAACUCCAGCAGUGAUGGCCAUUUACAAACCCUCAUGGGAUGUCAUUGCUUCUCAAACUCCCCGUCUCUUACAGGGACAACAUUCUCCGACCAAACCCGCCCACAGACGAAAGGACCUUCGAAUCCUUGCUUGCGUUCAUGGACCUGGAAGUGUACCUUCCCUCAUCAACCUCAUCGAGUCAGUCGCACCUGCCUCACAACACUCAUCGCUGCUCAAAGUUUACGUGAUGCAUCUUGUUGAGCUCACUGACCGUUCAUCAUCCAUUAUGAUGGUACAUCGAGCUCGGAAAAAUGGUUUUCCCUUCAUCAGCCGCUUAUGUCGAGGGGUCUCACAGGACCAAAUCCCUGCGGCGUUUGAGGCCUAUGGUCAAGUCGGUCAAGUCACCAUCCGCCACACAACAGCCAUCUCUGCGUUGUCCACAAUGCAAGAGGAUAUUCUCCAUGUUGCAGAGGCGAAGACGGUUUCCCUCGUCAUCUUGCCUUUUAACAAACAAUGGAGAAGAGAGGAAGAGAAGGAAAUGGAGGAUCUGGGGGAUGACUGGAAAAGGGUCAAUCAGAGGGUCUUAAGCACUGCAAAUUGCUCAGUGGCAUUGUUCGUGGAUCGUGGAUUUGGCAGCAGACGUGAGAGGGGUGCCGCCACUCCCAAGAGGGUGUGCGUUUUGUUCUUGGGUGGACCUGACGACCGCGAGGCUCUGGAAUUUGGUGGAAGAUUGGCACAUUCAAGCGUUAUUUUAACAGUUGUAAAAUGCAUUAUGGACAGCUUGGAGCAAAAUCAUGAGAAGGAACUAGAUGAGGCAGCAGUUGCAGAGUUGAGGAGGUGUAAUGAAUCAGUGGAAUACAUAGAGAAGGUGGUGACAGGCGGCAUUGCGGGGACAGCGGUGAGUAUAGGGCUGAGUGGGGAAUACGACCUCGUUAUCGUGGGGAAGGAGCAGCAGAAUUCUGAAUUGGCUGGCCAUCAGCUGGAGCAUGCUGAACUGGGACAAAUUGGAGACAUAUUAGCAUCAUCACCUGGGAUUUCGUCCUCUGUUCUUGUGAUACAAACACCAAGAACCGGCACAUGAAGGAUGCUGUUGUACUGUGUAAAAAGCAGUCGGACGACGGUGGGAUUCAACGACCAAAAACGAUGAAUCAGCUAUUUGGAAAUAAUAAUCUGGGUUCUAGGGUGUUUUACUGUCGCUAUGUAAUUUAGUUUGUGAUUAGCCACGAAUAAGUAGGGUUUGGCGUAAAUUCAUGCGAUAAGUAGUGUUCGAGUUAAAUGGUUAAAUAAGCGGUAGAACAGAACGAACAGAAUCGAGCAGUGUGGGGAUCAGCAUGGUGCUUUUCAUAGUGGUAAAUUACUCGUGUAAACCAGACAUUUAUGGAGUGUGAGAAUUUUACCCGA